AAACACAGUGAAGACAAGACGUGUAUUACUGCAAGGCUGAUCUCCCUCUGUCAGCAUCAUGAUCAUGUCCAAGGCUGACCCUGGCAGUGUCACAUUGGGAAAUCAUGGCUGUUUGUGGUUCUUAGACAAGGGGGAACAAUGCUGAAGCCCUGGAGAGGUGCUGCGGGAGCAAAGGAGGCACAGUACAGGUAAGAAGUCCCCACAAACAGCACAAGGGGAGGAACAGGACUUCUUGCUCAAGGCUGUUGCUGACUGCGUGCUCCGCACCGUCGUCCCCCUCGCUCCCCCCUUGGGUAUGCCCUUUUACACCACAGCAUAAAGCGAGAGCUCAGAGCUGGCUGUGCGCUCGGGCUGCAGUCAGAGACCCCCUCUGUUCCCAGAGAUUUUUACAGGCAAUGCAGGGGAGGGUAGACGCCAGCUGAGCCUGCCAGGCCACCUUUACUUGCAAGGGCCAAUGUGUAACUCUAAAUGUGCAUUUCCUAAAUGUGCAUGAGGCUCCCUGGAGAAUCUCUCCCUGUUCUGGAUUACAACCAAUUGUUUACGGAAGGGCUGAGGAGAGGAGCAGAGCUGGAUUGCCUUCCUGUCAGGCGUGCGAGAAAAGCUGCUUUGUGCCGAGUCCCACCCCGCUCCAGGGCGGGGACUUUGCCAUCCAGGACAAGCCGAGCAAAGAUCUCCCCAUCCCUGCCAAGGCACCCGCUUGAGACAGCAGUUGUCUAACUGCCUGGGGACUCAGACAAUAACAGAUUGACCAGAUACGAGAAGGAUGGCAACAAUCAAGGGGGUCUCAAGUUUCAGUGCUGAGCAAGAAGCACAGGCACUAAGGAAGGCUAUGAAAGGAUUUGGCACAGAUGAAGAUGCGAUCAUCGAGAUCUUGACCAAACUAAAUGUUUCCCAACGUCAGCAAGUUCUGAUCACCUAUAAAAGCAGUAUUGGCAGGGAUUUAAUUGAUGACUUGAAGUCUGAGCUCAGUGGGAAUUUUGAAAGGGUCAUCAUUGGUAUGAUGACUCCUACCACCAUGUACGAUGUGCAUGAACUGAGGAGGGCUGUGAAGGGUGCAGGAACAGAUGAAGGUUGCCUGAUUGAAAUUCUGGCUUCUCGCACAAAUGAAGAGAUUCGGCGUAUUAAUGAGAACUACAAACUUCAAUAUGGCUGUACCCUUGAGGACGACAUUGUCUCUGACACAUCUUCCAUGUUUCGAAGAGUCCUCGUGUCCCUUGCUACAGGUAACAGAGAUGAGGGAACGUAUGUGGAUGCUGCCCUUGCUCAACAAGAUGCUCAGUGCCUGUAUGAAGCUGGGGAGAAGAAAUGGGGAACAGAUGAGGUACAAUUUAUGGCCAUCCUCUGUACACGGAACAGAUAUCACCUACUAAGAGUUUUUGAUGAAUACAGAGGGAUUGCUAAUAAGGACAUAACAGACAGCAUUAAAUCUGAGAUGUCAGGAGACCUUGAAGAUGCUUUGUUAGCUGUGGUAAAGUGCAUACGAAAUAAACCUGCAUAUUUUGCUGAAAGACUGUAUAAAUCCAUGAAGGGCUUGGGAACAGAUGACAACACAUUGAUCCGAGUGAUGGUGUCCCGCUCUGAAGUAGAUAUGCUGGAUAUCAGAAGGGAAUUCCUGACCAUGUAUGGGAAAUCGCUCUAUUCCUUCAUUAAGGGAGACUGCUCAGGAGACUAUAGGAAAGUCCUGCUCAGACUCUGCGGUGGGGAGGAUUAAAGGAUGCCUGGUGUACUGCCUGGGUGAUGGGAAGCAACUGAUCAUAAGGACUUCUUGCUUUUUAAUUUUUCUCAAGUACCUUAUUAACUGCUAUGAGUAUUGACUUAGGUUAGUUAAUGCUCUGGUUAGAUAAUGGCCACUCUGGCUAACCCGCUUGAUAUGUUUUUAUGCUUGGAACACCUUUAUGUCUACUAACUGGGCUACCAAAGCCCAUCUUAAACAGAAUGCUGCAACCAAAUAUAUAAAAUUUAAAUUGUUUCCUGACAAGCUGUCCCUUUGCUGUUGUAUUCACGAGCAAAACUUAUCAGCUGAAGCAAACUUGGAUGCACAAUUGAAAAAUAACCUCAUCAAUACAUGGAGAGUGCAGAAUGCACGCUUCAGUUUUUGCAAGGUAAUUAAAACACAAAGAAAUACAUCAUCCAAAAUACAAGCACGUUUAGAUCUUAACUUGCUCUCUGUUAGUGUGGAGCAUUAACAGCCUUGCUGCACUUUAUGUAUAUGUUGCCUAUAGAUCUGUAGGUAGGGAAGAUGUCACUGGUGACAUCAGCAAAAACUCUUGCUGCCCUGAUUACAGGGCAGCCCCACAUUUUUGGCUGAUGUCACUGGUGACAUCAGCAAAAACUCUUGCUGCCCUGAUUACAGGGCAGCCCCACAUUUUUGCCCCGUCUGCUUUGACUCGUGGGAGUAUAAAUCAUCAGGACCAUACUACAAACUCUUCCUCUGGAUAAAGGGAUGUCAUUAGAAUGGUGCCUUUUAAGGAAUGACCUGUCCCCAAAAACACAUCUCAUCAGCACUACUCAAUGCCUUAGACUGGGAUGCCCUGUGCUGGGGUAGCUCACCAAAUCUCAGCAGUGCUGGCUGGUUGGAGCCCUGUGCAACACCACCAUUAGAGGGGCCAGGUUUUGUGCCUAUGCCUGACUUGGACCUUCAACCUCUACAAGAGACUUUUCCCCCAGACACUGCACAACUGCCUGUUAAGCUGAGUGUUGUUUUCACUACAAAAAUGUUGUUCUUGCUUGGCUUAGCAAUUUAUUUUUUUUCAACUGUUGGUACAUAAUCCUGUUCUGAAGGCAUCAGACUGAGGUUAGAAUUUGAAGGCAUAAAUACUGAUACGGCCUACACCGGAUUCUGUCACUUGUUUUCUUCUAAAUUUGGCUACUGUUGGCUUGAAUAGGAGAUACUUCUGUGACCUCAAAUAAAGUAAUUUUCUUUUUUGCUCUCUGUGCUGUAACUGGAGAUACAUUCCUUAGUUUUGGUGGGAGAGGAGGCAGAGAUUUUUCCAGUUCUAUUGAAGCCUUCUGCUCAGUGAAAGAAAAAUUGUCUUACCCAGUACAACAGGCUAACAGAUGCUCUCAGGCUUGGUUUUGUGUUUAAAUGCCUUACGUUGCUUUUUAAAAUUGAAUAAACAAUUUCUGUACAUUA
Molecule: messenger RNA, 3133 nt
Organism: Tyto alba (common barn owl)
Lineage: Eukaryota; Metazoa; Chordata; Aves; Strigiformes; Tytonidae
Gene: ANXA4
Product: annexin A4
Exons: 14
Coding region: 764-1711 (315 amino acids)
Cellular component (GO): cytoplasm
Molecular function (GO): calcium-dependent phospholipid binding; calcium ion binding
Source: RefSeq, a predicted model, not a curated record